AUGUUGAGUUUUUUCCAGGAGGAAAGGCAACGUCGCAUCGAAGAAGAAUGGAAGAAACAUGAAGCAGAACAUCCUGUCGAUGAAGAACGGCAACGUGCUGAGCAAGAUAUGAAUGAACGGGCUCAUUUGCAGAGUCAAACAAAGCGUCGAAGUGCUGGUCCAGCGCCGGGAGCAGUUCCAAUUAUGCCGGGUAUUGCCCAACCGGUGACUCCGAAAGAACGGCCACAACCCAGAGAGGAGCUACCAGUGAGUGUUUUUAGCCACUUCCAGAAUUUGUUCUCAUUUCUAGUUAUUAUUAUCGUAUAG
Haemonchus placei is the source of this 306-nucleotide messenger RNA. The record is from the annotation of a GenBank genome assembly. NCBI's taxonomy places the organism in Eukaryota, Metazoa, Nematoda, Chromadorea, Rhabditida, Trichostrongylidae.